GCGCCAUGCUUAGGCUUGAAGAAGCAAACAACUUCAAAACAUCAAAACCUUUCAAAUGGUGGGGCCUUCUCUCAACUCUCCCAAACCUCCCACCAACACUACCAUCAAACUCUUGUGUAGUUAUGGCGGACGGAUCCUCCCGAGGUACCCCGACGGAAAACUUCGCUACCAUGGUGGCCAGACACGUGUCCUCGCCGUUGCUCGCUCCAUCUCAUUUUCUGAAUUGAUGGUGAAACUCGGUGAAUUGUGCGGGAAGACAGUGGGUUUGAGGUGUCAAUUGCCUACAGAAGAUCUAGAUGCUCUUGUUACCAUAACAUGUGAUGAGGAUUUGACGAAUCUCAUUGAGGAAUAUGAUCGAACAGCUUCGCUGCAAUCGAUUAAAAUCCGAGCAUUUCUAUCAAAUCCGAAGAAAUGCUCACCGGCUCAUUCAACCGCUUCUGGGUCUGGUACUUGUGGAUCUAGUUCCUCCACUGGUACAACACCCGAAGCAUCACCGGAAUCACCACCUCUGUCAGUCAGUAAUCGGUGUGUGUAUACGUCGUCAAAACCGCCUUUAAAUCUUCAAUCAGCUGGAAAGGUUCCGUGCUAUGCUUAUCGAAAUUCCAAUAGGUUUUGCCUUGUUCCUAAUGGGAGUAAUUGGCACUAACAGUUGGAAAAACAACAACUUUGGUGCUGUGAAGAUACAUAAAGAAAAAAUCAAUUACACAUUUAAUAGAGGCGUAAUUCAAACGGUAAUAUAUGGGGGCAAAAUGCAAGAAAUUAAUAUUUGCGUGAUGUAUGACUGGACUGUAUAUAAUUUUAGUAUUCGGAUUCGUGUUUAGUUUCUA
Molecule: messenger RNA, 827 nt
Organism: Helianthus annuus (common sunflower)
Lineage: Eukaryota; Viridiplantae; Streptophyta; Magnoliopsida; Asterales; Asteraceae
Exons: 2
Coding region: 56-646 (196 amino acids)
Molecular function (GO): protein binding
Source: RefSeq, a predicted model, not a curated record